Molecule: messenger RNA, 864 nt
Organism: Polychytrium aggregatum
Lineage: Eukaryota; Fungi; Chytridiomycota; Chytridiomycetes; Polychytriales
Product: thioredoxin-like protein
Exons: 6
Coding region: 148-570 (140 amino acids)
Source: RefSeq, a predicted model, not a curated record
ACAGCAUUUUCCCCGGUGCCAGCGACUCGAACCAGCUCACCCGCCGGUUCCGAGCGGCUCCCUCGAAAUCCGCAGCUCGUUUGGCCGUCCCGCUGCCCUCCAUCCAUUCAAUCUCAUCCACUCGACUGAUCUGGUCCCUCGGAAACCAUGCUGGGUGCUCUGCGAUCUGUGCGUUCUGCCUUUCAGCCUGCGGCUCGGUUUUCGCUGGCCUUCAACCGCCAGCAGCAUCGGCUCCUCUCGGACUCGCUCCGUGCCAAGUUUGACCAGGCGGUUGCCAACAACAACGUCGUCGUCUUCAUGAAGGGCACCAAGGAUGCUCCUCAAUGCGGAUAUAGCCGUGCUGUCGUCCAGAUCCUGAACGCCCAAGGUGUUGAGAGCUUUGAGUCGAUGAACGUGCUGGCCGACGAAGAGGUCCGCCAGGGCAUCAAGGAGUACACCUCGUGGCCAACCAUCCCCCAGGUCUUCAUCAAGGGAGAGUUCAUCGGCGGAUGCGACAUUAUCUUGAGCAUGCACCAGAGCGGCGAGCUUGAGGAGCUACUCGUCAAGGAGGGCAUUGUCCCCAAGGUCUAACAGCCAACGAACGGCAUCUCUGGUCCGAUUGAAAUCAGCAAAGGGACAGCACUGCCAGUGUCUCGUCCUUCCUUUCGUCUCCUCCAACCAUCAGUGUACCAAAGAAAUAAUAGGAUCCUCCCCGCCCUGGCGAUCAUUUUCCACCCUCCUUCUUCCCCGUUUUGCCUCGGGACUUGUCUGGUGUGCAUUGGUCCAGCCAGCCAGUCAGUCAGUCAGCUCAGCGUGGAUGAUCUGCGACGACACAUCAAUCAAACGUCUCGGUUACUUUUAGCAGAGUUGUAUAUAUAUAGAUCG